AUGCUCCGGCACGUCGGAACCCCAUGGCUAGCAGAGGUGGAAGCUGUAUGCAAGUAUGCUACGGCAGACACUGAAGCAAGGAAGCCUCGGGAGCAAAAGGACUCGAAAUCAACAUCCUCCGUCGUGCUGACGAAUUGUUUCAAAUCCCAAGGUGACUCUGAGGAUCUUGAUGGCUCAAGAUUCAAUACGUAA
This is a messenger RNA of Orbilia oligospora ATCC 24927, 192 nucleotides long. RefSeq lists its product as uncharacterized. The transcript has a single exon. Bases 1 to 192 code for a protein of 63 amino acids. The record is from RefSeq and is a predicted model, not a curated record. NCBI's taxonomy places the organism in Eukaryota, Fungi, Ascomycota, Orbiliomycetes, Orbiliales, Orbiliaceae.